Molecule: messenger RNA, 921 nt
Organism: Acanthamoeba castellanii str. Neff
Lineage: Eukaryota; Discosea; Longamoebia; Acanthamoebidae
Product: integrator complex subunit 2, putative
Exons: 7
Coding region: 1-921 (306 amino acids)
Biological process (GO): snRNA 3'-end processing
Cellular component (GO): integrator complex
Source: RefSeq, a predicted model, not a curated record
AUGGAGAUGGAAGGUGAUGAGGGCAUGAUGGAGACGGAGGAGGAGUGGGGCACCGCGCCCGUGGCCUCGUCUUCAGGCCCGGCUGGCAACGGCGAGAAAAAAUCGGAGGAAUGGGGUGCAUUCGAAUCGAUACUGGACGAGAAGAGCUCUGCGAAUGCGCAACAGCAGCAACAGAUGGUGGAAGAGGUUGUGACCUGCCUGCCCUACCUUGUGCGAGUGGCACUCGCCAAUCCUGCCCACUCCAUUCUCUUCCAGAAACUCCACGCUCUGCCGCAGUUGAACAGCGUGCUAGCGUACUUGGCACUGGAUAUCGACGCAGUGGAGGACCCGCUGGAGGCCGAACUACAGCGCAAGAGGAAGACCGGCUCGACGAACCCUGCGGAGGGCAGCCUCGUCUUCCAAUACGGCGAGGGACUCGUCUCAGAGUUUGAGACCGGCAGCGAAGAAGUCAAGAUGAGGCUCUUCUUGAGCGAGCUCCACAACGUGAUGGACCACGUGCGGCUUGCGAACGCGUCCAAGUCCAGAGGCGCCACCAGGAGCUUUCCCGCCUACCACUCGGAGAUCUUCGGCGACGAACUCUACCUCGAAGAGCUGGGCUUCAUCCUGCCCAUCGCCAUGCUGCGCUUGCGGCGGGCACCGUUGAGCUUGGAGGCCGUGAUCGAAGCUCUUCUGUGCGUCGAUCUCGGAGGCCGACUGCUCCGCAUCCUCUUUUUCAACAUGCCGGCGCUUCGAGAUGAGAUCCUGCUCACGUUGAUCAAAUGCGCAGCAGCUGCCCCACAUCUAGUCACCGAGGUGCUGCUGGAUCUGUGUUCGCUGUCGGCCACGAUCGCAUUGUUUGUGCGGACGUGGGUCAUGCAACAACAUCAAUUGCCUGGCUUGGCCCUGAAGCUCACCAUCACCCACAUCAAGGACGAGGUAUGA